Messenger RNA from Rhodofomes roseus, 2625 nucleotides. RefSeq lists its product as uncharacterized. The record is from RefSeq and is a predicted model, not a curated record. NCBI's taxonomy places the organism in Eukaryota, Fungi, Basidiomycota, Agaricomycetes, Polyporales, Fomitopsidaceae. The coding region runs from base 1 to 2424 and encodes 807 amino acids. The transcript has 12 exons.
AUGAGUACUGUUCCGUUCAUCUCCCAGCUCACAUCGCUGUGGCAGGCUGCCACAGGCGACACAGACUACAAGAAAAUUCAACAGCGCUUCCUCGACAUGCACCAGUCCGACAGCCGCAUCUCUGAGAUCGGACGUAUGAAGGGAAUCCCUGUUACUGGCCACGUUAAAGGCGAUCUGACGAAUUGGGCCCCAGGCAUCACACAUCUCGCUCUAGGCGACACAGAUUCGUGUGUUCGCUCUGAGCAGGCUACAACCCGUACCUUACUAGUAUUGGGUUCUGGCGCACUCACCAUGCCCGGCAACUCUACAGCAGUCCCCAUUCUCGGUGGUGUUACAGGUAUCAACGCCGACGAGGCGUUCACAGGUGCUGAACCAGAAUGCACCCAGAAGUACAACCCUCAAGGUUACUUCAAUAUGAUCAACGAAUUUACGUCUGACUGGCGCGGAGGAGUAUUUGACGUCGUUGCUAUUGCCGUCGGCGAUACCGUGUUCGGUACCAAUGGCUCUGUAGCAAAAGCAACGCACAAGACAAUGAAGAUAUUCCGUAUUGAAGGCGAAAGUAUUUUCCUUACCGAGCAAGGUAUGGAUCGGCACGGCGCCAACAAUCGGAUCUUUCCUGGGCUCGGAGGCAGCGUCAUCGAGUGCCCCAAUGUCCUGCAGUUACUCGCGCCGCCGCAGAAAGAGGAUGAUCGUGUCGAAUACAGGCGGCCUGCCGUAUGUUACCUAAGCGUCGGCCAUUCAUCUUCCGAAGACCCCCCUCAUACCCACAAACUGCUCAAUUACGACGAGGCCGCCGAAGAGCUGAGGAACAUCGACACUCCGCAGUCCGCCUCCGAGUCGUAUCCGGCGGCAGUGAAGUUCAAAAUCAAGUCUUUGCGCGUCCUCACGAACGAUAGCAGAAGUAUGUUUCGGCGCGUUCCGCGCAUUCGCAAUCGCAAGCACAGUACUAGUGUGUGGCGUCUCGACAUCACUUGGCCAUCAGCCUCGUUCCAAUGCCACGAACGAGUGUACACGCCCUUGGUUCAGAAGACGAUACCUGAUGCCUACGACGAGAUGCGCCCUGCCUGGUUGGCGCACAUGCCGACGCGCCUCGCAGCGCUCAUGAGGGAUAAUCAGAUAACCUUCGGGCACGUCAGGAGCUUUGUCAUUCCCACCUCCAGAUCGAGCAAGAGAUUCUUGAGACCCAACCUCGCGCAAAACAUCACCGACCAGGAGCUCAGGCGGCUCGAACAUGGGCCCGUCUCGCUAUCGGCUUUGAGCACAGAGGGUAUCAAUAGCAUCAACGUCGUGCAAGAGCCUGUCCAACGCCUGCUCCAAUCCCGCGAAGUCAAAUGUGGCCGCAAGGUCCUCGGCGAUGUCGACCACGGGCGACACAUGGAGUACCUCGCUGAGUUCAGCAACGGCUCGACGUUCUGGACUCCAUCGUGCAAUGUCGCACAGGAUCUCAAGGAGGAGUUUUGGAAUAUCAUGACGAUGGGAGCUGAAGAAGUCGCGGAGAUUGCCGGUCUGGAUCUUCCGAAUCGCAAAGUGACCGUCAAAAGACCAGACGGGAGUACAGAGAUUGUGGGACAGACUCAGGUCUUCUGGCAAGAGGAACCGGUGCCGACGAGGCUGACUGAUAUGGAGCUCGAGGGACUGCUUUACCAUGAGCAUUUUGGUCUCAAUUUUGACGGUCUCAUGCCAUGCACGUAUACCGUCAACACCGACUGGGGGAGAGUAGAGAUUCUGCACAGUGGUGCUGCAUUCAUCAAGGAUCCGGCCGCCGACAAGGAUGGCGAGUAUGCUGAUAUACAGUGGGGUGAACGCUCCAUCUUCAUCGGUCGAACGUGGAGUAUGAAGUUCAGGUCGCGAAGCAUUCCGCUAUUUAUUUCCCACAAUGGUGCUGCCUACGACAUUCAGGGCACGCACGGUAGUGAUGCGAAAUUCGACCUGGACAAAAAGGGCAACGCAAUCCUCAGCUUCCCUGGCGAACACUUCGAAAGUCACGUCGACCCUGCUAAGGAUAUCUACAAUACAAGUAUAUUCCACAUCCGACCAAUCAUCGUCACGCCAGGUCUGCUGUGUAUUGAGACUAAUUGGGCCGCCAUCGACAUCACCAGCAAAGACGCGCGAGUUGUUCCCGACCCAACGGUCGACCAGAGCAUCUACACGAACGUGACAUUCACAGACACAUCAGUCGGCCUUGUUGCUGACGUCUUUGGCCAAAAAUUCGUCAUCCCCUUCCUCUUUGUGACACGCGACGAGUCCAUUGAUAUCACAAUUACGCACGGCCGAGACCACAGCCACCAUGAGGACAAACUCGGAUGUGCAAGUGCCCUGUUUGCGCAGAAGACGUACGGAAGCUGGUCCAGGGAGAGCCCAAAAUCGUUCACGGGCUGCAGGGUCAACAAGCGACCACCAGCUGCGCGUUUAGAAGUAGCGUAAUUGCGUGCGGUACCUUGCAUUGUCCGACACACUACAUGCCACGUAUGUACAGACAAGGUUACGAGAACUAGGAGUUGUUCAUCGACAUCGCGCGAUCAGUCUGGCAGACCGCCGGCGGAGCGGACAUGGGAUAAGCCCAUCGUCAUAUUGCUAUAGGUAUCCCUUGCUCGAAGAGCAAGGCUCUCCCAGGUCGAAAAUGUU